Drosophila rhopaloa is the source of this 1341-nucleotide messenger RNA. RefSeq names its product dehydrodolichyl diphosphate synthase complex subunit DHDDS (gene Dhdds). NCBI's taxonomy places the organism in Eukaryota, Metazoa, Arthropoda, Insecta, Diptera, Drosophilidae. The record is from RefSeq and is a predicted model, not a curated record. The coding region runs from base 133 to 1035 and encodes 300 amino acids. Gene Ontology annotation, cellular component: dehydrodolichyl diphosphate synthase complex; endoplasmic reticulum. Gene Ontology annotation, molecular function: ditrans,polycis-polyprenyl diphosphate synthase [(2E,6E)-farnesyl diphosphate specific] activity. The transcript has 2 exons. Gene Ontology annotation, biological process: polyprenol biosynthetic process.
UACAAAGUGGCAACUGUCACACCGGUUAAGUGGUUUGAGUUCGGGCUGCAAUCACAAGACACCCAAACCAAAAGACAAACUAGAUAAAUAACAUAAUUAUAUUCCACUGCCACCGAAUCCCACCCAGCGGCAAUGUCGUGGGUCUCCGACUACAAGUACACCUGGACGGAGCGGCUCGCGAUGCGGACGCUGCGCGCCUGCGGCCACAUUCCGCACCACGUCGCCUUCGUGAUGGACGGCAAUCGGCGGUUUGCCCGCUCGCAGCAGAUAGACAAGAUCGAGGGCCACUCGCGGGGAUUCGCGAAGCUGGCGGACUGCCUGCGCUGGUGCCUGGACGUGGGAGUCCGCGAGGUGACCACCUUUGCAUUCAGCAUCGAGAACUUCAAGCGUUCUAGCGAGGAGGUCGAAGGUCUGUUCAAUUUGGCCCGCGAAAAGUUCGCCCGCUUGCUGGAGGAGACUGCCCGCCUGGACGAGCACGGGAUCCGCAUCCGGAUCAUUGGGAAUAUCGAACUGUUGCCCCUGGACCUGCAGAAACUGGUGGCCUCGGCCAUGUUGAGCACGGAGCGCAAUGGCAAGCUCUUUCUCAACGUGGCCUUUGCCUACACGUCACGGGACGAGAUUACGCAGGCCGUAGAGACGGUCCUGCGGCACGGGUGUGAGGAUCUGGCCGCGGAGGACAUCAGCGAGCGGCUGCUGGAGGAGUGUCUCUACACGCGACACUCGCCGCCGCCGGAUCUGGUGUUCCGUACCUCCGGGGAGACCAGGCUGAGCGACUUCAUGAUGUGGCAGCUGAGCACCUCUGUGCUGUACUUCAGCAAUGUCCUGUGGCCGCAAAUCACGUUCUGGCACUUCCUGGCCAGCAUUGUGGCCUACCAGCGCGACCGCUGGCAGCUGGAGGACUUCCGUCGGGAGAGGAGGAUGGAGAGCGUCCAGCUAGCUAAAACCAGCGGCUUCUACAGCGAGCGGGUGCAGAAGUUCCUGGCCAUCAUCGAUGAGGACCGGCGGAAACUGCUCGUGCGACUGGCUGCGAACUAACGUCCUUAGCUCCCACCGAUUUCUUCAUGUGCAUGUUUGUGAUACAAGUGGGGAAUAAAUCCGUGCAAAUACCAUAUAUAUAUACGUACAGCUGCGACGGACUUGCAGCCUCCUUCACAAGUCUUUCACGUUUCAAUCUGUGUUACCUUGGAGAUUUCUUCACCGCAAUGCACUGUUUAAGACGUUCAACUGAUUUGUGGCCGAUUUGUGCGCUUACAUAGCUUAUUUGCAAUUUUCAGUUUAAAAAUAAGUACCAUAAAGUGUUUACCUUCCGUUUGAUUAGUAAAUUAUAAAAAUGAAAAAUUA